AUGACGCCGUGGAGUCAAACCUCAUUCCAACUGGCGGUCCGGAAAAAGUCGAGAUACAAUGCCACGCAUCUCGCUGGAUCGGCUAUUGUACAGGAGUAUCGUGUGAUGAUCCAAGAAAGGCUUGAGUAUUUAUACUUAACCACAGGCUUAUGGAAUGUGCUACUGAGGGUUCUCUCCGAUGACCCAGGAGCCCUUUACUAUGACCUAGGCCAACCCAACUUGGACGUCGAGGCGAACAUAGCAGGCUUCUGUCGACCGAAGACGGAGGUCGAGAGACGCGGAAAACAAUUGCCGAUCUGGGAAACCAUUUUCAGCCUCAUUCGAAUCCAGAUUCCUGAAGAUGAAUUACGACAGAAUCCCCCCAAACUCUGGCUACGGUUUUAG
Messenger RNA from Paracoccidioides lutzii Pb01, 384 nucleotides. RefSeq lists its product as hypothetical. The record is from RefSeq and is a predicted model, not a curated record. The transcript has 2 exons. Bases 1 to 384 code for a protein of 127 amino acids.